Molecule: messenger RNA, 592 nt
Organism: Durotheca rogersii
Lineage: Eukaryota; Fungi; Ascomycota; Sordariomycetes; Xylariales; Xylariaceae
Exons: 1
Coding region: 126-470 (114 amino acids)
Source: RefSeq, a predicted model, not a curated record
CAUGUAGAGAGACAUCGAUUCAUCAGUGGCCUCUCCGACAUCGAGCCCGCCCCAGCCUUGUCCAGUCGGGUAGGGUUGUGUGCGAUCAGUCUUCUGCCCUGUUAACAGCACGGCACAACCCCGCCAUGUCCCCUUUGAUCACAGCCGCACUCCCUGCUUCUCAUCUCCUGUCAGCUCCUGCUGUCGCAUGCACGGCCGCGACGGCGGUCUCGAAGAGAGACAUUGCGCCGAUAUAUAUGCCCAGGAGCUCGGAAAGAUGCUGGCUAUUAGUAGCAGCGGGCGCUUUGACCUCCGUUUACGACCGUUGCCUGAGUACUGUCCCUGGUCGAAAUACGACCACGCGAAUUCGUAUCGCGGAAUCUCUUAGACGAUACUGCAACGUUCCUGGCUGCAGAGCGGUCAUUGCUAGGCCAUGUGGGAAGGUACAGGCCUGCACAGCUCUACGUUUCUCCCAAGAGUGGAAACAAUAGGAGAGAACUACGGUGCUAUGUUCCACGCAACUGAUCCAACAGAUGUUCCUAAGGCUGCCAGCUUCGGGGAACUCGCGGUGACUGAACCGGCGAUGUGCGCUGGGCGGACUAGGGCUAGACAA